Lactuca virosa is the source of this 1042-nucleotide messenger RNA. The record is from the annotation of a GenBank genome assembly. Lineage: Eukaryota; Viridiplantae; Streptophyta; Magnoliopsida; Asterales; Asteraceae.
UUCCUUUAGUGCAUAUCUGCUUGUAACACUCCCAAAUCCAUUUCUCUCUAAAUUCUUCGACUUCCCCCUGUUUAGGUAUUGCUGAUUAUAAAACCUUGAAGCUGAUCAAGCUAUUUGGAGCGUUGAUUCUUGAAAAAUUAGGGUUAGGGUUGUUCGAUUAAAGAGAAAUGGCACAAGUUGUGGAAGAAUGGUACAAACAGAUGCCUGUCAUAACUCGUUCUUAUCUCACAGCUGCUGUUCUUACCACAGUUGGUUGCUCCCUUGAGAUCAUUUCACCAUACAACCUGUAUUUGAACCCGAGGCUUGUCGUUAAUCAAUUCCAAAUCUGGCGACUUAUCACUAAUUUUCUCUACUUUCGAAAGAUGGAUCUGGACUUUCUUUUUCACAUGUUCUUUCUCGCUCGAUACUGCAAGCUUCUAGAAGAAAAUUCAUUCAGAGGAAGAACUGCGGAUUUCUUUUAUAUGCUCUUAUUUGGUGCUACAGUCUUAACGAGUAUUGUACUUGUUGGAGGAAUGAUUCCUUACGUCUCUGAAUCUUUUGCCAAAAUCAUUUUCCUUAGCAAUUCAUUGACAUUUAUGAUGGUUUAUGUAUGGAGCAAGAGAAAUCCAUUUAUUCAUAUGAGUUUCUUGGGUCUUUUUACUUUCACUGCAGCUUAUCUCCCAUGGGUUUUGUUGGGGUUCUCUGUGCUUGUUGGCGCAAGUGCGUGGGCAGAUUUACUUGGGAUGGUGGCGGGGCAUGCGUACUAUUUUCUUGAAGAUGUGUAUCCAAGAAUGAGUGGGAGGCGGCCAUUGAAAACUCCAUCAUUUAUUAAAUCACUUUUUGGUAAUGAAAAUGUUGUUGUGGCACGUGCUGGGGAUGUGAGAUUUGCGGGCCCACAAGUAGAUUAAAAUAAAAAUCUAAGUGACAAAUGACAAUGGAGGGAGGAGUAAUUUUAUGUUUACUGUUUAGUGAGGGUUAAAAGUUUGAAGAAGUAUGUACAUAUGACAUAUCAUGAUGUGGUGUUUAGGACAUUCAUUGUAUGUAAAGGAUUGUUGAGAAUUGG